GGAAGCCGGACCUCGGCUGCUCGGCGGCCGCGUCGCCUCAAGGAGCCCGGCGGGAUGGAGCAGCGGGUGCGGCUGGGCGCGCUGCUGUGCGUCGCGGCGCUGCUGGGCUGCGGCCUGGCCGCCACCGAUGAAGAUGGAAGUCAGGAUGAGCCGUUGGAAUCAAAGACUUCCUUAUCUUCAGAAGAACAAGUGAAGGACCACUCCACUGGAACCCCAGUGGUAGCUGGGCAGAUUUUCCUUGAGUCAGAAGAAUCUGACUUUCAUACUGAAGAUGAAGAGAGCAUUAAGAAUCAAGAGGAGGAGAAAGAAAGCACCUUGGAAGAGUUAAAAUCUUUAGAAAUGUCAAACCUAUUAAACAAGGACCUGGAAGACAUAGAAGUGCAGAAACCAGUUUUGACAGCCAUUGGAGGCACUGCCGAUGGUGAGCCCUGCCACUUCCCCUUCCUGUUCCUAGAGAAGGAGUAUGCAGAAUGUACUGCAGAUGGAAGAGAAGAUGGCAGGCUUUGGUGUGCAACAACCUAUGACUACAAGAGAGAUCAAAAAUGGGGCUUCUGUGAAACGGAGGAGCAGUCUAAUAAGAGAAGACAAAUGCAGGAAGCAGAAGAUGUUUACCAGACUGGGAUGAAAAUUCUUAAUGAGAGCAGUAAAAAGGCACAGAAGAAAGAAGCAUAUCAAUAUCUUCUGAAAGCAGCUGACAUGAACCAUACCAAGGCUAUGGAGAAAGUGUCUUAUGCAUUACUGUUUGGGGAUUACCUGAAGCAAAACAUCCAUUCAGCUAAAGAACUAUUUGAGAAGCUGACAGAGGAGGGGUCUCCUAAAGGACAAAUGGCUCUUGGAUUUCUUUAUGCAUCUGGUCUAGGUGUCAAUUCCAGUCAAGCUAAGGCCCUUGUUUACUACACUUUUGGAGCUCUCGGAGGAAAUCUGAUAGCACACAUGAUUUUAGGUUACCGAUACUGGGCUGGGAUAGGAGUCCUUCAGAGCUGUGAAUCUGCUCUCACUCACUAUCGACUUGUAGCUAAUCAUGUUGCUAGUGAUAUAUCUCUGACUGGAGGCACGGUGGUACAGAGAAUUCGUCUAGCAGACGAAGUAGAAAAUCCAGGAAUGGCCAGUGGGAUGCUGGAGGAAGAUUUGAUUCAAUAUUACCAGUUUCUAGCAGAGAAAGGAGAUGUACAAGCACAGGUUGGCCUUGGGCAGUUACACUUACAUGGAGGAAGAGGAGUAGAGCAAAAUCACCAGAGAGCAUUUGAAUACUUCAAUCAAGCAGCUAAUGCUGGUAAUUCUCACGCUAUGGCCUUCCUAGGAAAGAUGUAUUCAGAAGGAAGUGAUGUUGUACCUCAGAGCAAUGAGACUGCUCUUCAGUAUUUCAAGAAAGCUGCAGAUAUGGGUAAUCCAGUUGGGCAGAGUGGACUAGGAAUGGCUUAUCUAUAUGGAAGAGGAGUUCCAGUGAACUAUGAACUGGCACUGAAAUAUUUCCAGAAAGCUGCAGAACAGGGAUGGGUGGACGGACAGCUGCAGCUGGGCUCCAUGUAUUACAAUGGGAUUGGAGUCAAGAGAGACUAUAAACAGGCUUUGAAAUACUUUAACUUGGCCUCCCAAGGUGGUCACAUUCUGGCUUUUUAUAAUUUAGCACAAAUGCAUGCUACUGGCACUGGAGUGAUGCGAUCCUGUCAUACUGCUGUUGAAUUAUUUAAGAAUGUAUGUGAACGAGGGCGUUGGUCUGAGCGGCUCAUGACUGCCUACAAUAGCUAUAAAGAUGGUGAUUCAAAUUCUGCUGUGGUUCAGUAUCUCCUAUUGGCAGAACAAGGCUACGAAGUGGCACAAAGCAAUGCUGCCUUCAUACUUGAUCAGAAAGAGGCCAGCAUAGUUGGAGAGAAUGAAACUUACCCUCGAGCCUUGCUUCAUUGGAAUAGAGCAGCCUCCCAAGGUUACACUGUUGCAAGAAUUAAACUUGGCGAUUACCACUUCUAUGGCUUUGGUACAGAUGUUGAUUAUGAAACUGCAUUCAUUCACUACCGACUGGCAUCAGAGCAACAACAUAGUGCCCAAGCCAUGUUUAACCUGGGGUACAUGCAUGAAAAAGGACUGGGUAUUAAACAGGAUAUUCACCUUGCAAAACGCUUCUAUGACAUGGCAGCUGAAGCAAGCCCAGAUGCACAAGUUCCUGUCUUCCUAGCACUCUGCAAGCUUGGGGUUAUUUAUUCCUUGCAGUAUAUACGAGAAAUUAAUAUCAGAGAGAUAUUUUCACAUGUUGACAUGGAUCAGCUGCUGGGACCAGAAUGGGACCUUUAUCUUAUGACUAUCAUCGCUUUGCUUCUGGGAACAGUUAUAGCUUACAGACAGAGGCAACAUCAAGCAAUCCCAAGACCAGCAGGGCUGCGACAAGCUGUGCCUCAACAAGAACCUCCACCAGAACACCAGCCCCCACAAUAGCAACAGGAGCCUCAAUGAAAAGAACUGGAUUCUCCAGCAAACUGUUUUCAUUGUGAUUUAGACAUCAGCUCAAUGGUCCCUUCCCCCAGAGUGGCGUGAAGAAGCAUAAAAAUCUGAAAGCUGCUUAGGAUGAUGCCUUUUUUCAGGGAUAAGAGACGUUUUUUUUCCAAGACUGAUUUGAAUGUUGUUUCAGUGCCAAUGGAAUAACACAAUGGCUUUUUUGUGAAACACAAUUGUGCAACUACAAAAGUGAUGCCUGCUGUAUCCAGUUUCUCUUUAUUUAAAGUCCUUUUUCAAUAUCUUCUAAAGUAUGCUGAAGACCUGGUCUGGGAGGACUGUGCAUGUUUUCCAAUAGGAGCUGGCCUGUGUAGAAAGAAAACUAUUAACCCAAACUUAAGUUUGAAACAGGCGAACUCUCUUGCCCUUUUAAGUAAAAAAAAAAAAAAAAAAAAAAAAAAAAAAAGAGAGAGAGAAAAAAGUAGCUCUAGAGCUACAAUGAUAAUUUAUUUUCCUGAUCUGCAUCCCAAGUAUUUUACAGCCUGUGUUUUCAUCAUUUCUUAGUAGUAGUUUUCACACUUCAUAAUCUCUUAAUCAAUUUUGGAUGGUUUAACCUGGAUUCUGCAUUCAGAAGAAACAGAUAAAAGCAGAAAACAGAUCAACAAAUGUUGGGUGAACUUACCUCUGACUUUCCUUAGAGCCUACAUUUUUCCUAAUGGUCAGUAUAUAGCACAGAGGGUGGAUAGGGUAGAUUGCAGAUGUAAAAUAAAAGUGUGACUUAACAUUCUAUGCAAGAUCCAAAAUUCAGACUUUUUUUUUAGAAAGUUUGCAUAUUUUCUUAGAACCUGUGGGUGAUGUGACAUUUCUGGACAUGAGCAAAGGACACCUUUUUUAAUUUUGCCAAUAGUCAGCAGAGGGGCUAACUUAUAGAAUGCAGAAAGAAACAGUAUUAGAGAGGACACCGAAGGAGGGACAAAGCCAUAAGUCUUCUCACUGAGUUAUGUAGCUAGAUUAUAAUUUAUCCAGUUUUUCUUUAAGUAAAGGGUGGGGCUGUUGCUUUUAUCUUGUUUCCCAGUGUCAGUGUUCCCAAAAGCAAACAAAAGAAAUGACCUAUAUCCUACAAGUCAUGAAUUAAGUCUACAUAUGUCACUACACAUUGGACGGGCAGAUUCUUUGGUGUAUCUGUCUACUUGUACAGCUGGGCAAGGAAUCAAACCAGCUCAUACUACUGGAGCUGGAUUUAUGCCAGUGCUGCAGCUGCUUAAUCAGGGUAGUGUACAAGAAUCACAGUGCUCUGGCAGCCCUGCCCUAACCUGCAGUGAUGUCACCAGAUGUCCAGAAUGACAUUAUAGUUAUGCUACCAUAAGCACUCUCUCUCAAUGAGACAAUCCAGGGGGGUGGGAAUGGGAGGUGUCAUGGUUUAUUUCUCCUUGAUGUUACAAGAGCAGUGAGUGCAAAGGGACCAUGUGGGGAGAGUGAAUCCAAUCUCUGGACUCUUGUUUUUACUUUACAAGAUAAUUCUUGAUGGAAAUUAAAUACACAGAGUAAAUGCAGGAGUAUAGUUUUUGUCUCAAUGGCAAAUCAAUGUAUUUUCUAUUGUACCACUACACCCUGAAUAUACACAAUGUUUGCAACAGAAUGAAAUCUGAAGUGGAAGUCUGACACUUCCUGUAGAUCACACAUUAUUUGGGUGUUAACAGCAUCCUUUAUACAAAGGUGUAGGUUGUUGUUCAUCAGCCUCCUGGAUACGAAAAAAAUCAUGGACUAAAUAUAGACAUUGGAUUUAUGACACAUUAUAACCUGCAUGACAUAUGACUACCCAGAUAUCUCUCCACUUUCAACCCCCUUCUUCCCCACCCCUGCCCCCCGCUCCAGCCUCUCUCUCACCCAUUGACUUCUCAGUCUAUAUUUUCACUGACUACCUGUCUUGUAUGCAUACCAGCACCAGCUGGUAUGCAUACCAGCACAGCCUCUGGCUUCUUUACUUUUCAUUCCAUCCAGGAAGAGCACACACCAGCUGCUGAAACUUCCAUAGCCUGACAAAGGGUUUUUUAACCGGAAAGCUUGCUUAAUAACUGUUUUCCAACUAUUUAAGUUGGUCUAAUAAAAGAUAUCGGAUUCACCCAAAGAACCUUGUCUCCUUUAUACAAGUGAUUUUUCAGUGGAUUGGCACCAGCCUGUAACAAACAGCUUCAAAACUGUGAGAUUCUGUAUAUUUUUGUACUUAAUGUAUUAUAUUGAGAUGAUUUGAGGAAGGUCUUAUUGCAGUUUGGGAGAAGGGCUAAAAAAAAAUCCCUUUUCAGAAGCUGAAAUUGUAUGGCUGGCUGUAGUAUUAUUGAGUGCAACAAAAACUUUUAAAUUCUUCUGAGAGCUUAUCUACAAAAUGCAGUUACUGAAUACAUGGAAUCAGAAUCUUUAUAUCUGGUUCUGAAAGAAUUUACAUUAUUUAGAGGAGGGAAAUCUUGUUUCAACUCUAAUAUGAGAGGAAACUAUUAAACUUAUGUAUUGUGCACGGCUAAAUGUAUAGCAAUCCUUAACUGCAUUAUUUUUCUCUUAAAAUGUCAUUGACAUUCUUAAGCUUUUUCCCCUGCUGCAUUUUACAUCUUUCAUUUUUUAGGGUUGUUACAAUGAUAGUCCAGGAGAUAUGUAAAGGGCAAGAAUUCUUGUGUGUGAAAUUUAUUUAUUGGACCAACUAUAUGGUUGUUAUAGACAUAGGGAAGUUUUUGGGGAUCAUAGUACCCUUCCUUAGGCCUAAGGUAAGGUACUGCGAUACCUGAAAGCUUGCUUAUGUCUACACCAACCAUGUAGUUGGGUCAGUAAAAAGAGAUCACCACCAAGAAUUCUUGCUUCUUAUUUUCUAGAUCACUUUAGUUCAGCAUAAAGACAUAAAAAGCUACCAGGAAAACAGUUCCAAUUAACCACUGCUAAAUACAGACUUUCCAAUUUAACAACUACUAAAUUUGUAUUAAAUGCUUGUAUUUUAGGUUUUGGAACAAUUCUACCAUUUUUGCUAUAUUUUACUUUAAGUUUGAAUUUUUUGCAUGUUUGAAUAAUUUUUGAUGGCUAAGCUGUAUGUUUUGGGGAAUUUAUCCCCACCAAAUGGUUUAGCAGUGCUCUUUUAUAGAUGACUUUGCACAGAAUGGAAACAUUUCACAAGAAACCAGUGAAAGAAAAUGAGCAAACAUUGCUUGAACUCUUCGUUUUAAAGAACUGCCUUUUCAGAAAUAUAAAAAAGUAAUAUGGAAAACUUCUUCCCAUUAGUGUAGAACAAAACAAUCUGUUCUUUUGGCAAUAAAUUAAUAGUAAUAGAGAUAAUUUAACAUAAAUAACAUCAAAUUAACUCAAGAAUUAAAGAAAUAAAGUACAUUUUUCUAGAUCAGUUGCCAGAAUGUUUCAGGUUUUUUUCUGAUACAUCCUUGUUCUCUUCCAGAAUUUGCAGUGUAGUUUUUCCCUCUUAAAUAACAUCAGUACUGGCAAUAGUGAGUACUUGCAUGUUGUGCAUAAUUUACCAACCAACUCUCCCAGUUUCCUUACAGAACUGGGAGUUGCUUUUUAACUUUUCUACUAGGAUUUGUUUUUAUAGAACAUCUUUAGUGGUGCAUCUUGUCUAUCUGUAUGUGCAGCAAUGAUUUAAAAGUGGGGUUAGACUUGAAACAUUAUUCAGAAUUUUUAGUGAUAUUGAAUUUUUAUUCAGAUAGUUUUUCUGAUUCAGUGAAGUUUUAUAUUGCUGAAGUUGAGUCUGCACUGGCCUUUUUGAAAGGCUAAAGUGGGAGUUCCAAUUUGAAAAUUCAAACAGGAAACUUUGGUAAUGUCAUUCAGAAAUAAGUAGCAACCCACAGUUGUACUGACACUAUACAUGCUGCUCAACUUAGUUUUCCCCAGCUUUCUUGUCCCUCAUUCUUUAUUCUGGAAAUUUUGAGGUUUCUGAAUGUGAGCAAUUUAUACCCCCAGCUGCAGUAUUUUAGGGUAAAAUUCACAUCUUCAAACCUUCCCAUUCUCUACUUUGCAUUUGGAGAGCAGAAUGACUAAACAUCUUAUGGCUGUCAAUGGAAGUUCAAAUAUGGAAAGAUGAGAGAAAAAUAAAGCUGAAGGUCUGAGGGGAAUUUUUUUGUUUUAGAAAUCACUAAUCCAAUGAAUGUAUAAACCUUUGUUUUUUGUAAUUUAAAAAGAUAACACUUUACAGAAUCCUGAACUCUCAAGUUGAUAUUCUGCCUUCUCCCAGUAAGGUUUUUCCCAAAAUGUACUUACAUCAGUGGUUUCACCCAAUAACUAAUGGUUUAAAGUGAGGAGUAAAGUAGUAGAAGGAAUGAACUUUCAUAUAAAUGCCCUUUAUUGAGACUUUAAAAAUACAGAAACUGAAAGUGAAAAUAGUGUGGCCUUUAAAAAAGUUUUCCCUGAGACAUCAGUUGCUCUGUGGAUAAACUCACAAAAGUAGACUAUAUCAAAUGCAUGUCCUGUUUCAUCAUGAAAAGUACAUGCAAGUGUGUGUUGUAAGAGGAUUUAAAAAUAUGUACCAAUACUUUUUCCACAAAUCAUACAAGUUAGCUUUAACACAUGAAGAGGCUGUUACAGGGAAAGAAGCUCAUGUUCACCAAUUGCUUCUAUUUCAGAUGAACCAUAAAUUGAAAUUAUAUUUGUUUUCAAAUAUAUUUGAAAUUAUUUGUUUUUUAACAAUGCACAAACAAGAAAGUUUAAUAUGAUUUUGAGAAUUACUACAAAAGCAUAAGCAGGCAGGGGCUGUUGGGGGAAGCCCAUUUUGAUUUUUAUCAGCUGCAGUUAAAGAGGGUAUUGUAGGAAUUUUUGUAAAUUUAUUUUGUAUUUAAGGAAAUUCAAUAUAAAGGCUGGCAAAGUGUAAUAUAAUUGUGUAAACAAAUCCUGUUAAUAGAAAGAUGUACAGAUUCAUUUUGUACUGUAUCUUUAAUCUUGUGAAAUAAAGACACCACCUCUAUGGUUAAAAAAUUUUAA
Molecule: messenger RNA, 7392 nt
Organism: Alligator mississippiensis (American alligator)
Lineage: Eukaryota; Metazoa; Chordata; Crocodylia; Alligatoridae
Gene: SEL1L
Product: SEL1L adaptor subunit of SYVN1 ubiquitin ligase
Exons: 21
Coding region: 55-2430 (791 amino acids)
Biological process (GO): ERAD pathway
Cellular component (GO): endoplasmic reticulum membrane
Molecular function (GO): protein binding
Source: RefSeq, a predicted model, not a curated record